Messenger RNA from Calliphora vicina (urban bluebottle blowfly), 1331 nucleotides. It is a transcript of the gene firl, whose product is annotated as firelighter. NCBI's taxonomy places the organism in Eukaryota, Metazoa, Arthropoda, Insecta, Diptera, Calliphoridae. The transcript is spliced from 5 exons. Gene Ontology annotation, molecular function: oxidoreductase activity, acting on the CH-OH group of donors, NAD or NADP as acceptor. The record is from RefSeq and is a predicted model, not a curated record. Bases 129 to 1091 code for a protein of 320 amino acids. Gene Ontology annotation, cellular component: lipid droplet.
UUGCGGAAGAAAACAAAGUGCAAGGAAGGAAGGAAGCUUUACAAGUUUUCAAGUAGACAAACAAAUUUGUGAAAAAAAUAUCAAUAAAGUUAUAAAAAAUAUAACAAAAAUAAAUAAAUUGAGUCAUCAUGGUCGUCAUGAUUGAACAAGAAGUUAUACACACGAAUUCCGUUUCAAAGCGAAUUUUUGAUUUUAUACAAAAUGUCUUUGAAUUCUUAAUUGUUUUCUUGAAAAUGCUAUUGGGAGCACUUGAAGCAAUUAUAGAAACUAUCUUGCCAAAGAAAUUAAAGGAUGUUAGCGGUGAAAUUGUAUUGAUUACUGGCGCUGGCCAUGGCAUUGGUCGUGAAUUGGCUUUACACUAUACAGCUCAUUAUAGUACCGUUGUUUGUGUGGAUAUAAAUGAAAAAUCCAAUGAAGACACCGUGAAAAGUGCCAAACGACUGAAUAAAGGAGCUGUUUUUAGUUAUAUGUGCAAUGUUACUGACCGUGAAGCUGUUUUAAAUUUAGCCAACAAGAUCAAAGAUGAAGUAGGACCUGUUUCAGUACUAAUCAAUAAUGCUGGCAUUAUGCCCAUUAAUCCGUUGGAAAAACAAACAGCUGAAGAUAUACGAAGAACAUUCGAUAUUAAUGUAUUUUCACACUUUUGGACAUUGGAAGCAUUCUUACCGCACAUGAAAGAACAAAAUCGUGGUCACAUUGUAGCCAUGUCUUCAAUAUCUGGUAUCGUGGGUCUACCCAAUUUGGUGCCAUAUUCAGCUACGAAAUUUGCCGUCCGGGGUCUUAUGGAAUCACUGUACACAGAGUUGAGAAGUGGACCCUAUAAGAAUUUGAUUAAAACCACCACCAUUUGUCCUUACAUGACCAACACUGGCUUGUGCAAAAAUGCCAAAGUUCGUUUCCCUUCGAUAUUUGGUUUAUUGGAUCCCAAAGAGGUAGCUGCACAAAUUGUUCAGGCCCAACGUUCGGAUGAAAAUGAAAUUACUGUACCUUCGUAUUGGUAUCAUGUUAAUAGAUUUUGCCGCCUGUUGCCUCUAGAGUCGGCUGCACUAUUAAUGGAUUAUGUUGAUAGUGGUGUUCAAGCUGAACAAUGAUUUAAAUGUACAAUCCUUUUUAAAAUCAAAUCGAAAUUUUCUGCUUGAAGCGGCAAUGAAUUGACAAGGACAUGUGGCGUUUAAGUAUUAACUUUAAUUUAAUGUAAGGAAUUCGCUUUCCAUUUUUCUAAAUAUAUUUAAGGGAUACAUUUACAUAUUAUAAUUCAUUCCAUAACUUAAUUUUAAGUUGUAAAAUAUGUUUUUUAUACUAAAUUCAAUUAAAUAUGUAUAAGAAAAAUA